CAGGCGUAUGGCCAGGCAAUGCAUUGCCUUCUAUCUGCAGGGUUUUUCCAUUGCACUGAUUUGGGCUGUGUCUUCAUCACAAUCAUUGCAGCCUCACUUUUCUUGAACAGGUGGUCCUUCCUGGAGCUGGCCACCAAUGAGAAGUACAAUGACAGUCUGCAGGCCUACGCUGCGGGGUUGGCUGAAGCAGCUGUGUCCAAGCAGCUCAUCUACAUGCACUGGAUUAACACCAUGAUGGGCUACUGUGGCCCCUUUAAAUAUCAGACGGACUACUGUGAGAAGCUGAAGAGCUACAUAGAGGCCAACCUGGCUUGGAUGGAAGAGCAGAUGGAGAAGGGAGAGGAUUCUGAGUAUUGGUACCAGGUGCGCCUGGCUUUGCUGCAACUCAAGGGCCUUGAGGAUGGUUACUACGGACGAGUGGCCUUCCCCAGUGGACAAUUCUCCAUCACACCUUUUGGCUUCCUCUUGUUCCAGUUGGGGGGUGAUCUGGAAGACCUUGAAUCUGCCUUGAACAAAACCACCAGUGCACGUAAUCUCGGCUCUGGAUCUUGCUCUGCCCUCAUCAAGCUGUUGCCAGGAAACAAGGAUCUCUUUGUAUCCCACGACACCUGGAAUUCCUACCAGUCCAUGCUGCGCAUCAUCAAGAGAUACACACUGCCCUUCCACACCUCGGCCCAGAGCAACUUUGUGGUUCCGGGGAACAUCCAGGUUUUCUCAUCCUAUCCUGGCACCAUCUUCUCAGGAGAUGACUUCUACAUCUUGAGCAGCGGCUUGGUGACUCUAGAAACCACCAUUGGGAACAACAACGCUGCCUUGUGGAAGUACAUCAAUCCGAAAGACAGUGUCCUGGAGUGGCUACGAAAUAUAGUGGCCAAUCGACUGGCCAGGACAGGGGCUGAGUGGUCAGCCAUCUUCCAGGAGUUCAACAGUGGCACGUACAACAACCAGUGGAUGAUUGUGGACUAUAAUGCUUUCCUCCCAGGCAAGGCCAGCAUCCAGCAGGGGGUGCUGACGGUGCUGGAGCAGAUCCCGGGUCUGGUGAUUGCAGCUGACAAGACAGAAUUGCUGUACCAGCAGGGAUACUGGGCCAGCUACAAUGUGCCGUACUUUGAGGAGGUCUUCAAUGUAAGCGGCAACCUGGAACUGGUGAAGAAAUACGGUGACUGGUUCACCUAUGACAAGAACCCCCGGGCCCAGAUCUUCCGGCGAAACCAGACGCUUGUCCAGGACAUGGACUCCAUGAUCCGUCUCAUGAGGUUCAAUAACUUCCUGAAGGACCCGCUGUCCCGCUGCCGGGGCUGUGACCCCCCUCAGAAUGCUGAGAACUCCAUUGCUGCCAGGUCAGACCUGAACCCGGCCAAUGGGACCUACCCCUUUGCUGCACUGCGCCAGAGGUCACACGGGGGCACUGACAUGAAGAUCACUUCUUACAGGAUGGCCAAGGACUAUAGCCUGAUGGCUGCCAGUGGACCCACCUGGGAUGACGUUCCUCCUUUCCAAUGGAGUACCUCCCCCUAUAGCAGUCUGCUUCACAUGGGACACCCUGACCUCUGGAAGUUCCCACCCAUCAAGGUUCGGUGGGACUGAAGCAGAGGCCGAUCCCCUGAGGGUCACGGCUAUGUGGCUUGGGGAUGGGGGUCGACACCCCACCAUCUUCCCAUCUGUCUUGUAUGCCAAACUUUGGCCUUGCCACUGUGCUUUGGAAAGUGGGUGCGCUCCAUCUCCAGCUCCUUCCCCUGGAGGAAGAAGGGAAGCAUGUCCCAUCUGUCUGUCUGACUCUGCAGGGGGAAGAAGAUGGUAUGGGGGGAGUAGGAGGGUAGCAGGAUGCUGUUGAGUACAGUGCACUUACUGGAUCAAACUGAGCCUUGGCUUAAGUGGAUGUAGUUCUCAUUGGGUGCAUCUACAUGUUCAUUAAUAUGCAAUAGUUACUGUGAAUUUAAUUUAGUACUUGCUUAAUGAAGUACUAA
Gavialis gangeticus (Gharial) is the source of this 1967-nucleotide messenger RNA. RefSeq names its product phospholipase B domain containing 2 (gene PLBD2). Gene Ontology annotation, cellular component: extracellular region. The record is from RefSeq and is a predicted model, not a curated record. Gene Ontology annotation, molecular function: glycerophospholipase activity. Gene Ontology annotation, biological process: phospholipid catabolic process. Lineage: Eukaryota; Metazoa; Chordata; Crocodylia; Gavialidae. The transcript is spliced from 11 exons. The coding region runs from base 19 to 1587 and encodes 522 amino acids.